This is a messenger RNA of Vicugna pacos (alpaca), 1314 nucleotides long. It is a transcript of the gene COX11, whose product is annotated as cytochrome c oxidase copper chaperone COX11. Gene Ontology annotation, cellular component: mitochondrial inner membrane. The record is from RefSeq and is a predicted model, not a curated record. Gene Ontology annotation, molecular function: copper ion binding. Lineage: Eukaryota; Metazoa; Chordata; Mammalia; Artiodactyla; Camelidae.
AUAGCGGUCCUGCGGCCAGAGCGCCCCAGUCCGCGGGACAGCGGCCGCGGCGGCCGAAGAGCACGAACCCCUUCACGCGCUCGCAGGAGGAGGACUGGCGGCGGCGGAACAGGACGGUCCUCACGUACGUGGCCGCGGCCGCCGUGGGCAUGCUGGGGGCGUCCUACGCCGCCGUGCCCCUUUAUCGGCUCUAUUGCCAGACUACUGGACUUGGAGGGUCAGCAGUAGCAGGUCAUGCAUCAGACCAGAUUGAACACAUGGUACCUGUUAAGGAUCGCAUCAUUAAAGUCACCUUUAAUGCAGAUGUGCACGCAAGUCUCCAGUGGAACUUCAGACCUCAGCAAACAGAAAUAUACGUAGUGCCAGGAGAGACUGCACUGGCGUUUUAUAAAGCUAAGAAUCCUACUGACAAACCAGUAAUCGGAAUUUCUACAUACAAUAUUGUACCAUUUGAAGCUGGACAGUAUUUCAAUAAAAUACAGUGCUUCUGCUUUGAAGAACAAAGGCUCAAUCCACAAGAGGAAGUAGAUAUGCCAGUGUUUUUCUACAUUGAUCCUGAAUUUGCUGAAGAUCCAAGAAUGGUGAAUGUUGAUCUCAUCACUCUUUCUUACACGUUUUUUUGAGGCAAAGGAGGGGCAUAAAUUGCCAGUCCCAGGCUAUAACUGAAGUCAGCAGCAAGUCCUGCUUCAAAUUUGUGAUUUUUGAAAAAUCAUGUAACUUGUCUUCUCAGGGAAAAAUAGUUACAAUAACUUGAAGCCUUCUAUUUUAAAUAUUAUGUACUGAUGGUUCUUUUUUUUUCCCAACUAAUUUACCCUACUUAGAAUGUAUUACUGUUCAAAACCAUACUUAGAGUUUAAGUAGUAUUAAAAGAAACUGCAUUGUUUCUCAAAUACGUUGGUGUGGACUGAUGAUUCAGCUUGAUUCACUGGUUCUCUUUCAAAUUAGUAGCACUUCAUAUUUGUAGCAAUGAAUUUUUUUUAUUUCUAGAAUACUGGGUUACUACUUUCAUUAUGAAUAGUCACUAUUUUAAAAGCUCAAAAUGGACAAAGAUUACAUUCUGAUUUCAAAUUUCACUGUAUUUUUCCUUUAAGAUCUAGGGCUAUUUUACAUUCAGAGUACUGAAUAAUUACUUUGAAAUCUUGGUACCAUGAAAGUUAAAUAAAAUGCAUAACUAUAUCCACUAGGCUUCUAGCAUUUCUUGUUACUACAGUUCCAAGUCCCUGAAUGUUAAAAUAUAAGUGUCAGAUUAUGAAGGUUUACUGACAUUAGAAAUUCUUCCCUGAAAAAAAAAGUAUUAAAUUGUUUCAAUCGUAA